AUGGGUAAUCAACAGACUCUAUUUUCGCAAGCUCAGACCUUACGAAAGGCUGGUAAACGGGCCUAUCACAAGAAAAAUUAUCAGCAAGCCCGGGAAUGUUUUAAUCAAGCUUUGGAUCUAACUAAAUGUUUGACUAAUCGGAGAAACAAUCCACUUCGAUUUCAUAUUUAUCUGGAUAUUUCCAUUACUUUUAGAGAAGAAUUUCGUUUUGAAUUGGCCUUAGCAAAUUGUUUUCAAUCACAAAAAAUAGCUGAAAAAAUGAAAGAUUUAUCAAGUCUCGCUCAAUGCUUCUAUAAUCAAGGACUUAUUAAGACUAGGAAAGAAUUGUAUAAAGAAGCGUUAGAUGAUUACAGGAAAUGUUUGGAUCUAAUACCAAAAGCAAAAAAACAGAAAGUUGCUAAUAUUUAUCACGAGAUUGGUUAUGUUCUCUCUCGUAUGUCUCAAUUUGAAGAAGCAUUAUCCAUGUAUCGAAAAUCUCUUCACAUUCGACUUAAAUUACCAGGAAUAGAUCAUUUAGAUGUUGCUAUAUCUUACAAUAAUAUUGGACUGAUUUACUAUCACCAAUACCAAUACGAUUAUGCUAUAGAAAUGCUGCAGAAAUGUGCUACAAUUCAAAGAAAAAUUUUCGGCGAUAAUAGCUUGAGUAUUGCUAAUUCAUAUAACAAUUUCGGAUGUAUCUAUUAUCGACAAUUUCAAUUCGAUAAAGCACUGGCUAUGUAUCAGAAAUCUCUUUCUAUUCAGCGACAAACAUUGGAAGAGAGUAAUCUCGAUAUAGCUAUAUCAUACAAUAACAUUGGUGGGAUAUAUGACAGUCAGUGUAAGUAUGGAGGCGCUCUUUUAAUGUAUCAGAAAUCACUUAAUAUUCAACAAGAGAUACUUGGUGACCACAAUUUAGAUGUUGCUACUUCAUAUAAUAAUAUUGGUUGUAUAUUCCUCCAUCAACAAAGAUAUAAAGAAGCUUUAUCAAUGUACAAUAAAUGUCUAAUUAUUCAAGUACAAAUUUUAGGAGAAAUAAGCUUAUAUGUUGUUAUCACCCAGGAAAAUAUUGCUAAUGUUUAUUAUCAUCAAGGUCAAUAUGAUCAAGCAAUUUAUUUUUAUAAAAAAAGCAUGGAAUCGCGAACAAAUAUAUAUUCAGAAAAUCACUCAUCUGUUAUUACUAGUUGUAAAAAAAUUGCCGCAAUACACAUAAUGCAAGGAAAAUAUAUAGAAGCCCGUAAAAUAUUACAGAGAGCUGUCUAUUUUCGCUCUAAACUGCUCGAUAUAAAGAAAGAAUUUAGAAAUAGAGUACCUAUUGAAAUAGAGUCGAUGAAAUGUGCUGUUAUAUUUUUCUGUACAUCACGUGCUGAAUAA
Trichoplax adhaerens is the source of this 1350-nucleotide messenger RNA. RefSeq lists its product as uncharacterized. Gene Ontology annotation, molecular function: protein binding. The coding region runs from base 1 to 1350 and encodes 449 amino acids. The record is from RefSeq and is a predicted model, not a curated record. Lineage: Eukaryota; Metazoa; Placozoa; Uniplacotomia; Trichoplacea; Trichoplacidae. The transcript has 3 exons.